UCACAACAACACGUCGCCAUUUCACGGAUGGGGGGGUCAGCUGAAACUCCUGCAAAGUAAUUUACGUCACCGGAGAUAUAGCACAACACACGAACAUUAUCUGAAAGGAAAAUGUAAAUGUGGCGAUAUUUGGCUCGGGUGAAUGAGUUGUUCAAGUGCUGGCCGAGGUUGAAGUUGCCAGUGAUCGGAUUUUUUCACGUCAACAGCUAGCCAGCGGUCAAGUGUAAACAUAAGAAUUUGGCAAUAGGUCCAACCGGCCUCAACCCUAGACCACAUGCAACCACGCCAGCCCAGUACCUCCACAUCCGGCUUCUUCACCUGUGGGAUUGUCUGAGACUAGUCACCUGGACCGUUGAUAAAGUGGACAAGAUGAAGAGGGUGAAAGGAGAUGAGGACGCCUGCAGCUCUUCCAGCGAGGGCCCAACCGAGUCCUGCAAGAAGGUGCGGAAGCUACAGCCAAGCAAAGAGAAGUAUCAAGAGGAGGAGGAAGAAGAGACUGAUGUAAAGCUCUGUGAGUUUGGCUUCGACUGGGCACUGCUCCCUCAGGAGAUCCUGCUCAACAUCUUCCAAUUCCUGCCUCUUCUGGACCGGGCGUAUGCCUCGCAAGUGUGCCGUGGCUGGAACCAAGCUUUCCACAUGCCUGAGCUAUGGAGGUGCUUUGAGUUUGAACUGAACCAGCCUGCCAGUUCUUACCUGAAGGCGACACACCCAGACCUAAUCAAACAGAUCAUCAAGAGGCAUUCGAACCACCUGCAGUAUGUCAGCUUCAAAGUGGACAGCAGCACGGAAUCUGCAGAGGCAGCCUGUGACAUUCUCUCCCAGCUGGUGAACUGUUCACUAAAGACACUAGGGCUCAUCUCUACGGCCAGACCCAGCUUCAUGGAGUUGCCCAAGUCUCAUUUCAUCUCGGCCCUGACGGUGGUGUUUGUCAACUCCAAGUCCCUUUCAUCUCUGAAGAUCGACGACACACCGGUGGAUGACCCGUCCCUGAAGGUCCUGGUGGCCAACAACAGCGACACGCUGAGGAUGUUGAAGAUGAGCAGCUGCCCUCAUGUCUCCCCUGCAGGUAUUCUGUGUGUGGCGGACCAGUGCCAUGGUCUGAGGGAGCUGGCGCUGAACUACCACCUGCUGAGUGACGAGCUCUUAUUAGCCCUCUCCUCUGAGAAACACGUGCACCUGGAGCAUCUCCGCAUUGAUGUGGUCAGCGAGAACCCCGGGCAGCACUUCCACACCAUCAGGAAGUCCAGCUGGGACGCUAUGCUGCGCCACUCGCCCAAGUUCAACCUGGUCAUGUACUUCUUCCUCUACGAGGACGAGUUCGGCCCCUUCUUCAGGGAGGAAGUCCCCAUCACCCACCUCUACUUUGGUCGCUCAGUCAGUAAGGAUGUGCUGGGCCGCGUGGGGCUCCACUGCCCCCGGCUGGUGGAGUUGGUGGUGUGCGCCAAUGGGCUGCGGCCGCUGGACGAGGAGCUAAUCCGCAUCGCCAAGCGCUGCACCCAGCUGUCGGCCAUUGGCCUUGGGGAGUGUGAGGUGUCGUGCAGCGCGUUCGUAGAAUUUGUGAAGAUGUGCGGUCGGAGGUUGUCCCAGCUGUCCAUCAUGGAGGAGGUGCUGAUUCCUGACCAUAAGUACAACCUGGAUGAAAUCCACUGGGAGGUGUCAAAGCACCUCGGCCGUGUCUGGUUCCCCGACAUGAUGCCCACCUGGUAGAGCUGUUGAAGGGGGCUGUGGAUUUACUGUACAUAGUUUGACAUACUUUUCUCUUUUUUUCCCACCUUGAAACUCUGUCCGAAGCGUCCAUGUUGGCAGCGAAGGAACUACCGAAGAUAAUAGUGUUCGACUUAAAAUGUGAAUUUUUCAGGGAUGCGAUUUUUCCUGAUUAAUCAGGAAUUCCUACUUUUCUCAAUGUAUACUCCAUUCCUAUAUACCACCCAUACGUAGAAUGUAUGCACGCAUGACUGUAAGUCGCUUUGGAUAAAAGCGUCUGCUAAAUGGCAUAUAUUAUUAUUAUUAUUAU
This is a messenger RNA of Oncorhynchus gorbuscha (pink salmon), 2014 nucleotides long. RefSeq names its product F-box and leucine-rich repeat protein 3a (gene fbxl3a). The transcript has 6 exons. Bases 370 to 1707 code for a protein of 445 amino acids. Gene Ontology annotation, biological process: entrainment of circadian clock by photoperiod; SCF-dependent proteasomal ubiquitin-dependent protein catabolic process; G2/M transition of mitotic cell cycle. NCBI's taxonomy places the organism in Eukaryota, Metazoa, Chordata, Actinopteri, Salmoniformes, Salmonidae. Gene Ontology annotation, molecular function: protein binding. Gene Ontology annotation, cellular component: SCF ubiquitin ligase complex; nucleus; cytosol. The record is from RefSeq and is a predicted model, not a curated record.